UUUGUUUUCAUUUGUUGCCAUCGAAAAUAUCAGAUACCGUUUGAGUUUCUAGUUAGCAAUGGCGUGAACAUUUCAGGCACUGUUGAUCAUUUUUGUGUUCAUUUGCACAAACUAACUAGCACUGACAGUCCUAGAUAUCUGGAUUCGAUUGUUUAUCGUGAGCUAACUUGUGACAUUAGGUCAUUUACAGUAAGCAUUAGUUAGCAUUGCGAGCUGUCAAUUUGCUGAGUUAGCUAGCUAGCUUCAGUUGGAAAUACAUUAAUUCUGCAGUGGGCAUUGAUUCCGGAGAACAACUGUCGCAAUGUGGAACAAAGUGGAACUUCUAAUCAAUGAUGAUACAAACACUGUUCGUUUGGGAAAUGGCUCAGCGCAACUUGGUGACGGCGCUUUAUACCAAGUUGAUACAUUGGUCAAACUGUCCUCAUCGGAAAAGGCUGUGUCCAAUCCAAAACUAUGUGGCUCUAUGACUUCCACCAGCUGCAUCGUCGUCUGUGACACAUCUGUGGUCCUGUUUGAUUCAAGUUUUCAAACGGUGUUACUCCAUCUGUACUUUGACACGUCGGUAGAUGCUGUAUGCUCAGAGGGCAGUUUUUUGCUGGUUGGCGAGAGAAAUGGAAAUCUUCAUCUUAUUUAUGUUCCUCAACAAAAGAUUGUCAUGACAAAGGCAUUGCAGCAGUCCCCUUCCAAUGGUGAGGACUCUACGUAUACGAGUCUCAUUCUUCAAGAGAUCUCUGAUUCCCCAGGGACAUUCCUACUAUUCCUCUCUGUUCAGGAUGGAGUCUUGGUCAUGUCUGGCCUUGACUUGGGUAAGGCCCAGAAAGCCAUUGACAACAUGGACAUUAAGACCCUGAAUGAGCUCCAGGGACUCAUCAGAAUGGAUUUCUGCUCCACUAAAGAGAUUCAUGAUGAAGGCUGUACAACUGCGAUGAUGGCUGACCUGGACAACAGACUGCAGCUCAUUAUUGGGGGGAAAGGAGAAAAUUCUUUGUCUCAGUGGGAGAUGGAUCAGAGUCAGUGCUCUCUGUUCUCCACCGCUGCUUUGGACUCCACCUUAACACCAGGCGUUAGGAAGGUUCAAGUGUUGGGGAAUGUAAUAUAUGUUUUGGAUGAAAAGAACAUGCUGAGCGUGUGGGAUGUGCACUCGCUGGUCAUGCUCUGCUGCUGGCCCGAUCUUGUCAUCCAAGACUUUCUUCUCAUGACCGAGGGGGACGCUGCAUCCACCACAUCGCAAGAGAGCACUAAUGUGAAAAUUAUUACCCUCGGCACCAUAGAUGAUAAACAGAUGAGAAGGCUUAUGGUGCAUUCACUACCAUGCAUGGAUAUUGUGUAUUCUCUGGAGGUCCCUGGGGUGUCUUGCCUGGUCCAGAGUGGGAUGAACAUGGACACAAUUUAUCUGCUGGAGGGGAUUGUGGAGCACCAAGAGAGUCCAGACAGUGCCGUAUCAGCCAUAGUAAUGAGGUGCUUCACGGAGGCCUUACCGGAAAACAGAUUCAACAGACUCCUCUACAAACAUAAGUUUGAAGAAGCUGAGCAGUUUGCUAUAACCUUUGGACUGGACGUCGAGUUGGUGUACAAAGUGAAGCUUGAUGCUAUUGGGGACAAACUGGCCUGUCAUCCCUAUGGCCAGCAGGACUUGACUAAAUGGUCUGACCUAAUAGAGGAGGCAAAGUCCAACCUGAUGAAGAUUACGGAUGAGCAGUAUAUGGUCCAGUACUGCCUGACCGCUGUGUGGCCCACCAUUGACGCAGCAGAGGAGAUGCUGAGUUACGCUGCAACCCGUUUCCCAUCUGCAGAGAUCCAAAUGGCGCUCGCUAAACUGGCAACCUUCUGCAAUCUCCAUGGCCCUGACAACUUUAAGGGUGCACUGUGGAUUGAGUUCCUCAAAAGUGAUGACUACCUGAAGUACAUCUUUGGCCUCUUGAGGUCUGGGAACAUCAGCGGUGCACAGCACCUGUGGCUCCGACAUGAGGGUGAGUUUGUCCAGCAGUUUGAUGAGGACGGUCUGCAGUGUCUGCUGGGUUCAAUCCCCCUGACUGUGCCCUCCGUGGAGCUCUGUCCCUGGUUUAAAGCUGUCAUUGCCCCGUUUGUAUGGAGAGUUCUCCCAAAGAGCCAGAAAAUAUUGGCUCGGUGGUUGGAGCAGAGGGCCAGGAACCUGGAGUUGACAGAGAAGAAUGACUGGCCACACAACGGACUAAAGAUGGCUGAGCUGGGUCUCCCCUCCUCCAUGUCAAUGCCUCUGGAGGAGGACAGCGGUGUAGAGGAGAUGGAGCUUCUCAAAGCUCUGGUUGUCAACCUCCGUCACCUGUGUGACCUCUAUGUCAAGUACAACUGCAAGCUUACGCUGUCUGAGUUUGAGAUGAGCAACACGCGCAGCAUGGCCUUCUUGAUGCUGGAUAAGGUCCUGGCUCCAGAGCUCAUCUCCUCCGUCAUUGAGAACAGCGUACGGCCCUACGCUUUGGAGCAGAACCUCGACCUCAACAUGACACUGCUGCUCUACAUUAAGGAUCUGUCAGACUCUUGCAGUUCGCAGGCGACAACUAUCUUUUCGGAGUGGGAGGACAAAGCAGUGGCUAUUCUGCGGUGUAUGACCAACACGGACCUGGUGAUGGAUGCUGUUCUGGACAUCAUGUUCAAAGCUGUGGUGCCCUGGAGUGAGACCGUGGAGUGUCUCGUUCAGCAGUACCUGGAGAAGGAGCACCCCAAACAGGAGCUGCUGAAGGAAAGCUACCGUUGCAUGGAGACGAAGAAGCUCCUGAGCCGCUAUGGCGUUCGUAACCUCUCCCGCUCAACUGACAUCAUGAUGCUGGUGAGGCAUAUUCUGAGACAGAACCUCUCCACGUCUCUGGAGGACGCCCUGUGUUUGGCCAAGGCGUACCAGCUCAACUCCUCCCAGAUUCACUACCUUUACAUCCUCCAGCUCCUGGACAACAACAAGAUGGAUGAGAUUAUGGCACUGUUCAAACGAAUGGACCCUGUGGAGGCCAAAGUGACAAUUCAUCGCUUUUCCAGCUGGGCUGCAGUGUUCCUCACAGACAAAGAGCACAUUUCGGAGGAGCAUAAGAAAAAGAAAAUGGUGGUCACAAAGAUGGCAGUGGAGGCACUAAGCUACUUGCGGAGUUUCCAGACAACGGAAAACUCAGUUAUGCAAAUAGGAAGUCUAGAUGACCUCCAGAGAUUCAUGACCAUUGCUCACCUCCAGGAGGACUUUGACGUCUUUCUCACGCCGGACGAGAUGGACGACCCGAAGGUGCGCAAGCUGUUCGAAGAGCAGGUGUCUAAAGCCUACGAGAACACAAAAGGCGUGAAGCAGUUCGCCUCCUCCAGCCACGCUGAGGAUGCGGCCAAGCCCUCUCAAGACCCCGGGGGCAAGAUCAAGAGCCCGGUCAACGGCCUGUCCAGCACCGCCACCUUCUCCGAGGCCGGCCUGUGCCGCCUGGCGCGGCGCCUGCAGCUCACUGAGCAGGAGCUGUGGGCGGGCAUGGCACACCGCGCCCUGGAGGCUGGCAAAGUGGAGAAGGCCCUCAAGAUCCUCAGAGAACUCUACCAGCAGCAUCCAGACUCUGACACGGGCAUGGUUCUCUUCCGGGCGGCCCAGCGCCUGUGCCACAAUCUGAGGGAUGAUGUCCCCAUGAUCCUUCCUGAGCGCUUCAACCUGCCAGCAGUCAUUCAUCAGCUUACCUGCCAGGCCAUGGCUAUCUGCAGCUCAGACUUGCUGCUUGACUGUCUGGAGCUCAGCAAAAACACACAGAGAGCUGUAGAUUUGUAUUGCCAGUGUCACAUUGAUGAUGACUAUGGCCUUGUUGCUAAGAGUCCCAAGCCUGGUGGUGAACAGGAGGCACGCCUGGAGUUGGUGUUGAACAACUUCUUCAGUGAGGAUGGGAUAGUCCUUGAUCCUGUCACUGCCCUGCCUCUUCAGUACAAGAUCACCACCUGCCUCAUGCCCCUCUUCUCUGAUUCUAAAAUGUACCGGUACCCUCUGGAAACUUUCUCUCUGGCCUAUUGUACUCUAAAUGGGGAUGAGGACUUCUUGGAGCCUGUGCUGGGCCCCCUGGUCAGCAUGCUGCAGAUCCUUCAGGAGAGCAGUCAGCUGGAGCUGGGCCUGGGCCUCCUGCUGGACUCCUACAUGACCAUCCUUCACCAUGUGGCCUCUUACACCACCACCACCGUCUCUAGUGACCAGGACCAUGAGGAGAAGUGGCGUGUCAAGGUGAAGGAGCGCGUCGCCGUCGUGAGGCAGACGGCAUUCUCGGCUCUUAACGUGAUUGUGGUGUCAUUGUUGCAGAAGGUUCUGAAGUGGAAGUUGGUAGACUUUGAGUUGGCCAUUGGGCUGUGCACCAUCCUGCCAAAAGCUGAGGUGUUGCCCAUAUUGUGGAAGAUCAUCUCCAGUGCCUGGCAGAACUAUGAUAAGAUCACGGAAGUGGCCAGAGUUGGAGCACAUGUCUGCUGCAUAUAUGAGGAUGAGGUGGAGAGACAGAAGUUCCUGACGGUGAUAACUGAUGCCGAGUGGGGCAGCAGACUGGGAAAGUUGGGUGUUUCCAUUCAGUCUGUGUUCAGGCAGUGUCCUGAGACCAAGAGGAAUCUUAUUCCUGUUCUGGUUAAGAACCGAAACAUCACCCCAGACAUCAUACUGCAGUACUGCAGCACAUACAGACUGGACGGUGAGCAGGCCAUCAACCUGCUGAUCACCACCCUGCUGCUCCAGGAGGACGGGGAGGUGGAGGAGGCUGGGGCAGGGGACGCAGGGGCUGACGGAGCUCCUCUUGACCCUCUGGAGCGAGCUCUGAAGGUCAUCCCACAGCUCCACUCCACCAGGGACAUCUUUGUCAGUCUCGACGCGGUCAUCCCUAAGCUCAGCCCAUACAACUAUGAGAAGAUUGAGAGGAUUCUGAACACGCUAGAGGCAGCCAACGAGCGCACCAGCCUCUUCCCCCUCAGCCAGAUGACCGGGCUGCUGCAUCACCUGAAAUCGUACCGCCGCAUCGCUCCUGCCACGGACAUGGAGAGCACCUACCUGUUCGAGAACUCCUUCGAGCUCACGCCGCUGGCCAACACACGGCUUCCCUUCCACAUGCUGCUUGAGACCAAUCACUUCUUCUGGAAGAUCAUCGCACCAGAGCUAAGUGAAGAAACCCUCCCCACGUUGUUGCUAAUAUGCAAACUGAUGAAGGUCAGCGUGGAUAAGUUGUACAUGCUGGUGGUGAAUCAUGUCUUUGAGAAGAGGCUGAAACCGAUGAUCAUAGAAAGGGCCAAGAGAGGGCAUUGCCAUACUCAGAAUGAUGAAACUGAUGCAGUGGUGAAAGCCAUCUUUGACUAUACUCUCUGCAUACAAAAUCUGGAGCUGGCGGCUGCCACGGUCCAUAAAAUUGCGCAAGAGCUCCCAGCAGGAACGGAAAAGACAGCAUUUUUGAAAUUCUGCUUGGAACUUGGGCACAAAUUGCUGAAAUCGCCGAGUCUUGAGGAGGAGGUGCGACUGCGAGGAGAGACCAUCAUCUCAAAGAUGCAGCAUCAGUACCAGCGCUCGGCCAUCGAGAACAUGGUGAUGUCCAGCCAGCUGAGCUCUCCGGAGCUGCUGAAGCUCACUGGGCAGCCAGGCCGUCUCAUCGUAGCCCUGUUUGAGCACGGCAGUGUAGAGGAGUGCAUGAAGAACCCAGCUGGACAGAGCUACCCUGAUAUUCAUGCCAUUGUUAAAGAGAUUGCCACCAUCAGUGGAAUUGAUCUGCUGAAAGUCCGGAAUUUUCUGCUGGAGAAAUGGCUCUGUAAAAUUGAAUCCUCUACACCAAAGGAGCACGACCACCAGGACUCUGUCACAGACAUCGAGAGUGAUCCAGACAUGAUGAGAGUGGUCUAUCUGCUGCGCAUGCACCCCAUGGACAUGAGUGCUCGGCUGCUGUGCCCCGUCCUCACCGCGGAGUCCUGGCCUCUGGGAGGUUCGGGGUCGCGUCUAACCUUCGAGCAUCGGAGUCGUGCCCUGUAUUGUCUCAGCCACAUUGCUGAUGGGGCCACACUCGAAGGCCUCCUGCAGAUCCCCAAAAGCAAAGUCAAGCAGUACACCCAGUGCUAUGUGUACCUCUCUCAACUGGAGAAGCUGAAUAUCCCCUACACCCUGGAGUUGUUCCUCAAAAAACCCAAGGAGGGCAUGAUCAAAGGCUUGUGGAAGAAUCACAGUCAUGAGCCCAAGGCGGUCCGUCUGGUGGCCGAUCUGUCCAUCGAGUACCAAAUGUACGACACCCAGCUGUGGAACGGCAUCCUGCAGAAACUGGUGAUCUUUAACAUGAACAGCUACUUACAGAAGCUAUUGGAGACCAUUGGAACUAUCCCUUGUCUUUGGGAGGUCCCCAGUCUGCUGAGGACGUGGAGGAAUGUAAUACUCAUCCCCUUCAUGAACGCCUCAGUGCCCCUGAACCCAGAGCAGCAGGCCACCUUCUACAAGACCUUCGUGCUCAUCCUCAAGUGCCCGUUUCUGUUGAACCUUGAUCUGAUUGGUGUUGCCAAGCGCUUUGCUCAGUCCAGUAUGCCGGCCUACUCAUUGGGCACUCUCCUGCUCAUCCCAUGUGCCAAGAAGAGGGAGCAGCACAUUCAGGGUUUCAUGAUGUCUUGUGAUCCAGUCCUGAUCUUGGAUCAGGUGAAGACACACAUGUGCACUGGAGAGCUGGCUGGAGUUCCCUCCCUGGUUAUGGGCACCGUGUUCACACACUUAUGCCAAAAACGGCAGUAUGACAAGUUGAUCAAGACUGAGCAUUUUCAGGACUUCAAGCAACAUUUUAUCACAAAAUGCCCUCCAAACCAGAUGACGGACUUGGUUGACUACCUUGUCAGCUGUAAGAGGCAACAGGACGCCAUCAGCCUAGCCAAGGUUUAUCUGAAGUCCAUGGAGCAUCGAGACGGAAAACAAAUGUCACAACAUGAUCCUGUCAAGGAGUAUAUGGAGAAGACCUUGGACUCACUGGGAGGACAGAAAGACAUGUAAACGUUAUUUCUACUAUUAUAUUAUCUUUGUCAUUUGCACCUUUGUCAUAUUAAAGCUAUUUAUCCAG
Molecule: messenger RNA, 7034 nt
Organism: Sardina pilchardus (European sardine)
Lineage: Eukaryota; Metazoa; Chordata; Actinopteri; Clupeiformes; Clupeidae
Gene: kntc1
Product: kinetochore associated 1
Exons: 61
Coding region: 302-6967 (2221 amino acids)
Biological process (GO): mitotic sister chromatid segregation; protein localization to kinetochore involved in kinetochore assembly; mitotic spindle assembly checkpoint signaling
Cellular component (GO): kinetochore microtubule; cytoplasm; RZZ complex
Molecular function (GO): small GTPase binding
Source: RefSeq, a predicted model, not a curated record